Messenger RNA from Penicillium egyptiacum, 1035 nucleotides. Lineage: Eukaryota; Fungi; Ascomycota; Eurotiomycetes; Eurotiales; Aspergillaceae. The record is from the annotation of a GenBank genome assembly.
AUGCUCAUCCUCACCAACCAUGAUGUGUCCAAUAUCCUCCUCAACCUUUCGUCGGAGCAAGUUCGCCAGCUGCUGAACUCUCUCGGGAAAACUUUGAGCCUUUAUUCCAAAGAGCAACUGUCAAACGAACCCAAAUGCCUACAUCAACCACACCGGAGCAAUAUUGUGACAAAGCACAAUGAUACGACCUUAGUGAUGCCUUCAUCGGACACCACAAAUACAGGUGUUAAGAUCGUCACACUGCCUCACAAUGGUUCAGCUACGGGUGCCAAUUUGGUUAUAGAACCCACCGGCGCAGUCGUCGGAAUGUUGAAUGCUGCCGAAGUCACUGCAUUCCGGACGGCAUUAACCAUUAUGACCCUCUUUGCACGGGUGACGCACAUCCACAAGAAGAACAUCAUCUGUUUCGGAUCUGGUCGACAGGUCGAGUGGCAUAUCCGCCUCGCACUCCUUCUAGCGCCAACGGAGGUUCAAAACAUCGUGAUCUUGAAUAGAGGCCAGUCUCGAUUGGACCAGCUGGAGAAAGAUGCAAUUGCUUCUCUACGCACCCGCUACCCCCAGGUCGACUUCCGGCUCGUUUCCAGAGAGGCAACUCCCGACUUUGAUGCUUUGGUUCAGCUAAAUCUCAGCUUGGCAGAUGUUGUCUUCUGCUGCACACCGUCCACUGAACCGCUUUUCCCAUUCCGAGACCUAGCUUCCUCACCCAAGCCUAGGUUCAUCUCGGCUAUCGGCUCUUAUAAGCCUCAUAUGCAGGAGAUUGAUACUGAAACAUUGCUUUCCGGUGGGAAAAUCUUUGUUGACUCCAAAGACGCAUGCUUGCAGGAGUCGGGGGAGCUAAUCACUGCAAAUGUGAAGCCCGACCAAUUGGCAGAAAUCGGCGAGUUUCUUGCCUCAGAUGGCAGUCCUGGAAUACCAUCUACCGGAAACAUCGUAUUCAAAUGCGUUGGGAUGGGUAUCAUGGAUCUUGUGAUUAGUAGGGGUCUGCUUGACAUUGCAGACGAGGCGGCCAUUGGACAAACCGUGGCUAGAUUCUGA